GAUGUCCUGAUUUUUACCUUUCGAAAACUCAUGUUUGUAUGCUAAACUCUACUUCAUAUACGAAUCUUCCACCUCUAAAGUCAAAACUUUCACCAAAAUCUUCUGAUAAAUUGUCAACUUUCUUUCUCAAUAUCCUUUCCACCAAACCUCAAAAUGCCUUCAGAGACUACUCCUCCUAAGCCCAGAAAGCGCAUCCACCUCAACUUCUUCGAAAACGCCUGCACAGGCUCCCACAUGUCUCCCGGACAAUGGCGCGACCCAGACGACAAAACCUACGGUAAAGACCGUCUCCCAUACUGGCUGAACCUCGCUCGUCUAGCUGAGGAGGGCAAAAUAAGCUUCAUCUUCUUCGCAGACUCGUAUUCCCUCUUCGACAUCUACCAAUCGUCCACUGCUCCCAUUCUCCGAGCCGGCGCCCAUUGUGCAGCUCUAGACCCCAUGAUCAUCAUUCCUGCUAUGGCGUCUGUGACGAAGAGUUUGGGUUUUGGGGUUACGGGGAGUACGAGUUAUUUGACGCCGUUUAUUCUGGCGAGGACGUUUAGUGCGUUGGAUCAUUUGACGGAGGGGAGGGUGGCUUGGAAUGUGGUGACGAGUUGGAGUAAAAGCGCGGCGUUGGCGCUGGGAGCUGAUGAUGUAGUGCCCCAUGAUGAGAGGUAUAAUGUUGCGCAUGAGUAUAUGGACUUGGUGUAUAAAUUCUGGGAGAGCUCGUGGGAAGAUGAUGCGAAGGUUUGGGAUCGGGAGAAUAGGAUGGCGUAUAAUCCUGACAAGGUGAAGAGAAUAGACCAUAAAGGGAAAUACCUGAAAUCAUCCUCUGCACAUCAAACUCAUCCAUCACCUCAAAGAACACCAGUUCUGUUCCAAGCAGGCACCUCCAAAAUGGGACGAGCAUUUGGAUCAAAACACGCAGAAGCCAUCUAUGUGGGUGGUCUCGUACCCUCGCAAACAGCAGGCUCAAUAGCACAAAUCCGCGCGGAUGCAGCAGCACAAGGUCGAGAUCCGCAGUCCAUAAAGUUCUUCGUUGGCAUAACUCCAAUUGUUGGGAAGACGCUUGAAGAAGCUCAAACUAAAUACGAACGAGCUCGACAAAAUGCGGAUAUCGUUGGUGGGCUGGCUCAAUUUUCAGGCUACACUGGCAUUGAUCUCAGCCGCUUCCCCCUCGAUGAAGUGUUCGAGCUGAAAGAUGCACCUGGAGAUGCGGCCACGCAUACAUUACUAAAGAACUUCAACAAGGCGACAGGAAACACUGACCCGUGGACGCCGAGAAGAUUAGGCGAGACAAUGGCUCUUGGAGAUUUCCAUCCUGCUCCUGUCGGUACUCCAGAGAUGGUUGCUGAUGUCUUUGAACAAUGGAUUAAUGAAGCAGAUGUCGAUGGAUUCAACAUUGCGUAUGUGACAAGUCCAGGAACCUUCGAGGAUGUGGUGUAUCUCCUUCGUCCAGAACUUGUCAAACGAGGCCUAAUGUGGAACGAUUACGAUGUCCCUGGUGGUACUCUGAGAGAGAAUCUGUAUGGAGUGGAGGGACAGAAGUAUCUGAGGGAUGAUCACUACGGCCACAAGUUCAGCUGUCGAAAGGAGAGAAACUGA
Molecule: messenger RNA, 1584 nt
Organism: Mollisia scopiformis
Lineage: Eukaryota; Fungi; Ascomycota; Leotiomycetes; Helotiales; Mollisiaceae
Product: putative dibenzothiophene desulfurization enzyme A
Exons: 3
Coding region: 154-1584 (476 amino acids)
Molecular function (GO): monooxygenase activity; oxidoreductase activity, acting on paired donors, with incorporation or reduction of molecular oxygen
Source: RefSeq, a predicted model, not a curated record